AUGGCACGUCAAGACUCGCUCGCGGGGCCCUUCGAGGACAUUCCCAUCCCCAAAGAUGCCACCUUGCUCGACUACGAGGGAGAGCUGUGUGUCGUGCUUGGGGAAGAUGUCAAAAAUCUUUCCCCUGACGAUGACCCGUUGGACUAUGUCCUGGGUUAUACAAGUGGAAACGACGUGUCCUCGCGCUUUUGGCAGCAACAGAACCAAAGUGGUGGCCAGCACGGCUACGCAAAGUCCUUUGACAAGUUCGCGCCCUUGGGCCCCGUGCUCGUCUCCCGGCGUGUCAUCAAAGAGCCUGGAGAUUUGACCCUCAAGACCUGGGUCAAUGGCGAGCUGAGGCAAAAUGGGAACACGAAUGACUUGAUUUUCGAUGUCCCUACCCUCAUCAGACACCUGUCUCGUGGCAUGACCCUUCGGAAGGGCACUGUCAUCAUGACGGGAACCCCAAGUGGAGUAGGUAUUGUCCAAAACCCUCCGGCUCCUCUUCAGGACGGCGAUGUCGUCGAGGUGGAGAUUUCUGAGAUUGGCCGCAUAAAGAACAAAAUGGUGUUUAUCAAAUAG
This is a messenger RNA of Fonsecaea monophora, 561 nucleotides long. RefSeq lists its product as hypothetical. The transcript has a single exon. NCBI's taxonomy places the organism in Eukaryota, Fungi, Ascomycota, Eurotiomycetes, Chaetothyriales, Herpotrichiellaceae. Gene Ontology annotation, molecular function: catalytic activity. Bases 1 to 561 code for a protein of 186 amino acids. The record is from RefSeq and is a predicted model, not a curated record.